Mangifera indica (mango) is the source of this 1982-nucleotide messenger RNA. RefSeq lists its product as uncharacterized. The transcript has 15 exons. The record is from RefSeq and is a predicted model, not a curated record. NCBI's taxonomy places the organism in Eukaryota, Viridiplantae, Streptophyta, Magnoliopsida, Sapindales, Anacardiaceae. Bases 222 to 1679 code for a protein of 485 amino acids.
AAAAAAAAUAAAAAACAGUUACAGUUAAGUGAUAAAUUUGAGAAACUAAGAGAAGCUGAAAUGUUUGAUGAAGGGUUUCUUGCCUGCAAAGCAUCAAAUCAUUCCAAAACGAAAAACCUUUCAUUUGAUCUUACCCAUAUUCUUCUUCUGUAACGCUCUUUUGGAUAUUAUAUAAAUAAACUUCAAACACAAACUGAAAACAGAAGCAUAAGCCAAGCAAGAUGGACAAGAAGAAGAGAGAAGUUAUUCGAUUGGAACGUGAAUCUGUCGUUCCUAUUCUUACACCUAAGCUCAUCAUGACUUUGGCUAAUCUCAUUGAGCAUAGUAAUGACCAGGCUGAGUUUCUAAAGCUUUGCAAGAGAGUUGAGUACACAAUUAGAGCGUGGUAUCUUCUACAAUUUGAGGAUUUAAUGCAACUGUACUCCCUAUUUGAUCCUGUAACCGGGGCUCAGAAAUUGGAGCAGCAGAACUUAUCUCCUGCCGAAAUUGAUACACUUGAACAAAAUUUCUUGACAUACUUAUUUCAGGUGAUGGAUAAGAGUAAUUUCAAAAUAGCUACUGAUGAUGAGAUUGGUGUUGCACUUUCAGGGCAGUAUCUUCUAAAUCUUCCAAUCGGCGUUGAUGAGUCUAAGCUUGACAAGAAGCUUUUGAAGAGGUAUUUCGAAGAGCAUCCCCAUGAAAAUCUUCCAGUUUUUUCUGAUAAGUACGUUAUCUUUCGUCGAGGAAUCGGAAUUGAUCAAACAACUGAUUUCUUUUUCAUGGAGAAAGUGGACAUGCUCAUUGGACGCCUUUGGUCAUUUCUUUUGAGAAUAACAAGGCUAGAAAAACUAUUUCGCAGGAGGUCAAGCAGUCGUAAGAAGGACCCAAAGAAGGAUGAUGAACUUAAUUCUGAAGCCAUUCAAGAUGACCUGUAUGUUGAGCGACACCGUCUUGAAAAUAUGGAACUAAGUUUGCGCAAUUUGCUGACCAAGGUUACAAUCCAAGAGCCAACCUUUGAUAGGAUCAUCGUGGUCUACAGGAAAGCAAGUACAAAAUUAAAACCAGAACGAGGAAUAUAUGUAAAACAUUUUAAAAACAUUCCAAUGGCAGAUAUGGAAAUAGUUCUUCCUGAAAAGAAAAAUCCAGGAUUAACUCCACUAGACUGGGUCAAGUUCCUGAUCUCUGCCGUGGUUGGGCUGGUUGCUGUGAGUAGUUCACUUCAAAUGACAGAACAUGAUCUUUGGGUCAUUAUUGCAGUGCUUUCCACAGUGAUUGGUUACUGUGCUAAGACAUACUUCACGUUUCAGCAAAACUUGGCUACAUAUCAGAAUUUAAUCACACAGUCCAUGUAUGACAAACAACUAGAUAGUGGAAAGGGCACUCUUCUUCACUUGUGUGAUGAUGUGAUCCAGCAAGAAGUGAAAGAGGUGAUCAUUGCAUUUUUUAUAUUGAUGGAACAGGGCAGAGCCACAAGGCAGGAUCUGGACAAGUGGUGUGAGGAUCUAAUCAAGGAAGAGUUUGGUGAACACUGUAAUUUUGAUGUGGAUGAUGCAGUUCAAAAGUUACAGAAAUUAGGCAUUGUUUCGCAGGAUAGUAUUGGUCGGUAUAUAUGUGUUGGGCUGAAGCGAGCAAACGAGAUCAUUGGCACCACCACUGAAGAACUCGUCCUUAAGGCAAAAAUGGGCGGCAGUACAACUUAAUAAUGUCCUAGGAAAUGGGAAGGUGACAGCUUCUUCUCCUCCAUGCUAGAUCUUUUUGGAAUGAUACCGGCAUCUGAACUCUCAAGUGUCAAUCACAUUUACAGGUGAUGACUUUAACAGCCCAUCGGACAACCUUCCAUUUGUGGUGCCAAACUUCUACUUCUUUGUUGAUAUUUGUAAUUUCAGUUAAUUUUAUUUUUAUAUUCAUACCAUAUAAUUGCAAGAUGCCUUCAUGCAGUAAAUUUCGUGAAAAAUGGUGUGGGGUUAUGUUUGUUAUUUUAAUAUGUUCAUUUCGGGCAACAA